This is a messenger RNA of Prunus armeniaca (apricot), 225 nucleotides long. Lineage: Eukaryota; Viridiplantae; Streptophyta; Magnoliopsida; Rosales; Rosaceae. The record is from the annotation of a GenBank genome assembly.
AUGUCAAACUUAGGAAUCAAUCGGAUAUAUCGAAUGAAAGAGAUCCAUGUCCGCGUUGAUGAAUUUCUACAGUGUGCAAUGAAAACUAUAAAGCUUAAGCGACUGCAAAAUACAAGCACGCAAGUAGGACUCGCCAUUGCAAUAGAACAAGGGCAUGUUGAGGUCAUUACUCAUUAUGUAGAGCAAAUCCAAGCCUCGUCCACGACAUCGAAAUUGAACACCUAG